Molecule: messenger RNA, 2122 nt
Organism: Microplitis mediator
Lineage: Eukaryota; Metazoa; Arthropoda; Insecta; Hymenoptera; Braconidae
Exons: 6
Coding region: 788-2005 (405 amino acids)
Source: RefSeq, a predicted model, not a curated record
AAUUAAAAUUAAACAGAAAAAAAAAAAAAAGAAAAGAAAAGAAAGAAAUUUUAUUAAAUAAUAAAUUUGGUGGAUAAGAUUGUAGGUGAUUGUACUAGACUGUAAGAGUAAUGUACCAUAAUUUACCGUGAAAGACUUUGUUGUGUACCGUGACACUAAAGAUACCGAUGCUCGUUUACUUGAUAUUCAUCUUAAACAAAUCUUUACAUUUUUAUUAAGUAUUAAUUUAUUUCAUUAUUAAUGAUAUUUAAUCUUUAUGACGUAAAUUUGUUAACAAUAAAAUAAAUAAAAGUGAAUAAUGAUAACUAUUUAUUUGAUUUUAUUAAUAGCCACUGGGUUAUUUAGACUUUUAGCAAACGUCAUAAGAAUAAAAAAAAAAAAUUAAAAAAAAAGAAUAGAAAAAACUGAAACAAUAUUUAUUCAGUGGCAUUUAAAUGAUACGUGACAAAUAUCAAAAAAAAAUUCUUAUAGUUGUAGAAAAAUUCGUUAUUAAACAAGUGUUUCAUAUAUAAUAGAAUUCAGUAUAUUAUUGAUGAUGAUAAUGACAAAAACGCGUUAGUACUUACGAUUAAUUUUAAAAUAUUAAAAUUAUCAUUGAGAAACUUUUCAUAGAUAAUAGUAUCACAUAUUUUAAUAUAAUUAUUACGAUAUCGUUUCAUUAUUAUUAGAUCAUUUUUUUUUUUAUUCUUUUAUUCUUCUCUUCUAUUCAAGUAUUUAUUCAUGACAAUUAUUUCUUAAUUAAUAAUUAAAUAAAUAAACGAUAAUUAUUUAAAUAAAGUGGUAAAAAAUGUCAAGUGUUAUAAGUUAUUUAAUAUUUUUAAUAGUUAUUAAAGAAAGUUAUUCACAAUUACGAAACAAUUUAGUGCAUAUUCAGGCAAAGGAUCCAGAUAUGCAUCGAAAAGAUGUUACAUUCGGAGGAUUCACAUUUUUACGAGGUCAAUUAUUUGAUGAGCAGUAUUUAAAUAAUAAAGGAGUGUGUACUGGAAGAUGUUCAGAUUAUGAAAAUACGUAUUAUCAUCAUAAUGAUAGAUAUAAUAAAUCAAUAACUCAAAAAUUAUUCAAAUGUGCUGGGCGUGUUGUUAAAUGUAGAAAUGUUAACAAUUUUGAUGUUUCUGUUGUUGUGUAUGCUGAUAAUAAUAUGUAUAGAUAUAAAAUUAAUAAAGAAAGAAGUGAUUAUCAAAUACGAAAAGCUGAAAAUUAUCAUGACCAUUAUAAUUCUCACAAGCAUCAUGAUUUAUAUACAAGUUAUGAUGUUAAAUCUGAUUAUAAUAAUUGUGCAACAUGUAAAUGUUAUUGCGAUGAUACUAAUAAUAAAAAAUUAGUACGUUCUUUUUGUUUGGACGCCGUUAAAUCUCGAACUGAAGACGGAUUUGUGAUAACAGGAUUGCGAUUUAGAAUAAGAGCUAGAGUUGUACAUUUAGAAAUACAAGAGGGUAAAUUGGUCAAUGGAGUUGUUGAUAGAGAUACUGUUCAUUGGUUUGCUAAAAAUUGGUGCACAAUUACUGGAGCAAUGAAUUAUGACAAUCGUUCUCUUCAAUUGGAUGAAAUUAUUUUACCAGACAAUCAAGUUUUAACAGGUAUUAUGAUAAAUAGAUACGAUCCUAAAACGAAAAUUCAUGGAUAUAGAUUUGGAAGAUUUUCAUUAGGAGUUACUGCAACAGUUUUAAAUAAUAGAGGAAAUCUUGAGGUCAACAACUGGUAUACAUAUCACAGAAUACAAGGACCACGAAAAGCUUUAUUAAUAUCUGAUUCAAAUAUUUCUUUAAUAUCACCUUCCGGCAGUGAUGAACUAAGUACACCAAAUAGACAUUACAUUAAAUUUCAUCCGAGCGAUUGGAAGUACGAUUUCGCCCAACAUGUUAUACCAUUUUUGGAUUUACAAGAUGUCGUUACUGAGCCACCAUCCCCAAUAUCUGGCGCUGGAAUUUAUUAUAAAAGCAAAAGGGGUUACGGUGGUUUUAUAGCGCCUAAAAUAAUUGUUAAAUCAAAUCAUCUAUAUAACUAAAAAAAAUAAUAAUAAUUAAAUUUAUUGUAAUUACUUAAAUUAAUUAGAUUCAUCAAAUUUGCGAUUAUAAUAAUAAAAAUAAAUUGUCACUAAUAUGUAUAUUUACUUGUAAUGUUU